AUGCUGUUCGUCAAUCGUUUAGGCCUACUGCGCAUUUUCCAUGAUGAGCAGUGUCACGUGGGACCUGAAAAGACAUACGAGUCUAUCGCUCAACAUUUUUGGUUUCCAAGGUUGAGAAACUUCAUCAAAUGCUACAUCAAGGACUGUGUAAUUUGUGCAGUAAGAAAAAGACAAGAACAGGUCCUCUACGGGGGUUCAUACGACCAGUGGACAUUUCAUACGCACAUGGACUGCUUGGGUCCCUUAACAGCUUCAAAUGGUGGUUAUAAGCACGUUUUGGUAAUGGUGGAUGCUUUUACGAAGUACUGCAUUUUGACGUCUAUGAAGUCUGUGACAACACUGCAGAGGCGCCUGAAAAGCUGCAUGAUGUUCUAG
Messenger RNA from Acanthoscelides obtectus, 375 nucleotides. Lineage: Eukaryota; Metazoa; Arthropoda; Insecta; Coleoptera; Chrysomelidae. The record is from the annotation of a GenBank genome assembly.